Molecule: messenger RNA, 1473 nt
Organism: Lampris incognitus (smalleye Pacific opah)
Lineage: Eukaryota; Metazoa; Chordata; Actinopteri; Lampriformes; Lampridae
Gene: pla2g12b
Product: phospholipase A2, group XIIB
Exons: 4
Coding region: 1-1086 (361 amino acids)
Biological process (GO): triglyceride homeostasis; lipid catabolic process; cholesterol homeostasis
Cellular component (GO): extracellular region
Molecular function (GO): calcium ion binding; A2-type glycerophospholipase activity
Source: RefSeq, a predicted model, not a curated record
AUGCUGUCCCGGACCGCAGCCCUGCUCCUCCUCUGUCUGUCCUAUGGGAUGUGUGCCACCCUGGGCCUUUACCAGGCUCCAGUAACAGAGCAGCAAGACGCAGAGGAAUCCCCAGCCACGGACACCGCCGCUGUAGAGGCCUUUGAAAAGGAAAUCGAAGUUGCUGGCGGAAAUAUAGCAGACAGUCCAGAGAUUGUGGACGCUGGUGGACCAGUGGCCGAAAAGCUCGUAGCCACAGAACGUGUUGCCGAGUCUGAUAACUAUAAUUGGGAAAGCCCAGCACCAGAUAAUCCCGCAGAGGAGGACCCCGUGGCUCGCACCCCUGCUGCUGAUGAGGGGGCGGUGAAAAUUGAUGCGGCUGAUGACUCGGCAGCGUAUAGAGCUGAAGACGGUGACCCUACGGCAGAUGUUGCUGUGUCCAAAGAGCCAGACUCGGACUCCGGGACUCUGAUGAGUGACGCCGCAGACUCCCUGGCUAUGGAGGCUCCUACAGGCGAGGAGGAAUCUGCUGAGCUGGACAGAAACGAGAUUCAGUUUCCUUCUCGCAUCCAGAUGGACCAGCUCCCCGGCCAACCCCCGGCCGAAGAGGAGGCCUCCAGCUGGGGCCUAAACUCCAUCAGAAGCAGUUUCCAGACCAUCAAUGGAUACUUUGACUCCCUGGUGGAGCUGGUCGGGGGACACAACGGGGUCUGCCAGUACCAGUGCAGAUACGGCAGCACUCCUCAACCCCGCCCAGGCUACCAGCGCCCAACGCCCAACGGCUGCAGUUCGUCUCUUGUGGGAAUCCAGGUAGCUGGAGCAUUUGACCUGGGAAUCCCUGUCAUGACCAAGUGCUGCGACCAGCUGGACGUUUGCUACGACACGUGCGGCACAAGCAAGUACCGGUGCGACUCCAAGUUCCGCUGGUGUCUGCACAGCAUCUGCUCGGACCUCAAGAAGAGUCUGGGCUUUGUGUCCAAGGUCCAAGCCUGCGAGUCAGUGGCGGAUGCCUUAUACAACACGGUGAGGACGCUCGGUUGCAGACCUUACAUGAACAGCCAGAGGGCAGCGUGCCUCUGCGAGGAGGAGGAGAAGGACGAACUGUAGAGAGGAUACAACAGACAUGUUCUCAUAUAAACACUGGACAAAUUUGUAGACACACACUGGACAGACGAGGACCUGAUCGCAAGACACCUCAGACCCUUCGCCGACUUCCUGCCAGGUUUCCAUGGCACGAACGACAGCCAGAGGUGGUUCUGCAGGAUGUAUAUGUACUGUACAGACACCAUAUCAACAGAGGAGGCGCUUAACUCAUUUAGGCAGAUAAUGGGCAGCUUCUCGGGACGGAGUCAGAAAGACUUGGAGUGAAUGGGAAAUGCAUAAUUGAGAGACGAUGGGUGUCACGUGUGCGCCGCGCUAGCUCAUGUUAAGUAUUCUGUUUCUGAACAGCAGUAGUAUUCCUUCGGAGGCUUAGUAAAUUGCUCAUAUAUAUUU